Molecule: messenger RNA, 2578 nt
Organism: Onychostoma macrolepis
Lineage: Eukaryota; Metazoa; Chordata; Actinopteri; Cypriniformes; Cyprinidae
Product: polymeric immunoglobulin receptor
Exons: 9
Coding region: 580-1797 (405 amino acids)
Cellular component (GO): plasma membrane
Molecular function (GO): transmembrane signaling receptor activity
Source: RefSeq, a predicted model, not a curated record
UAUAAUAAAAAAUACAGUUUAUAAUAGUUACAUUUUGUGGAAACAAAAGUUGUUAAAUACAAUUUUAAAAAUUACUUUUUUGUAAUAUAUAUUAAUAUAUGAGAAUGUUUACUGUUAUUUUUUUUUGUAUCAAAUUUUUUAUCAAAUCCAAUUAGAAACCUUGAAAAUGAAGCAGAUUUAGUUUUUUAAAUGUAUUGUGUAAAAUACAAAACAGAUUGCAUGCAUAUAUACAGACAUGAGCAAAUAGAGACAGAAGUUUUAUUUUUAGCUGAAGCAUUUCUUUGACAUGUAACCCAGUCUUUCUGUCAGCCCUGUUCAUUUCUCCGUCUCGGUUUGUGCUCGAGCUCAAGAGUCGUCCGCUGUCAGAGAUCUGAGGGUUUGUUUUCAUGAAGUGGAAAACUGUGGGUGUAAACACAGUGCUUAUUUCUUGCUUUUUUUUAUUUUUUAUAAUUACUGGAAAUGGAAAGACUUUGUAGAGAAGAAGCCGCCGGGCGGUUUGUGUCUGUCAGUGUUAAUGCUGUUUUCAUUGUUGUUUCUGUCACAUUGGUUUCACCUGACUUGAAAAACUGUUAUAAAUAAAUGAGCAGUUUUGUCACACUUUCCACAAAAACUCUUGCAAAAUCGUGGCACUGUGUGCGGGAGGGUGAGUCAGGCCGGAGCGGCAGAAAAACAGGAACUAGAGAUGAGAAGAGAGCAGCUUUCACAUGCGUUCCCAUCAAACAUCUUCACAAUGACACAGCCAUGGAUCUGUACUGUCUUCUCUUCAUCUGCAGCUUCAUCAGACUCUCAGGUGCUCAGGACAUCACUACGGUCAGGCAGAUAUCUGUUCGGAGAGGACAGUCUGUCAUAAUUCCUUGUUUAUAUAAUCAGAAAUAUGCAUUUUCAUGCAAAUACAUGAGCGCUGGCUACUUUUGGCUAUUGAGUGAUUAUGUGGCGCUCCCUGACCAGAGAUAUCAUCACAAAACUGCAUUUAUCUCAGAUGACACGUCUCAUCACUGCUUCACCGUCCACAUGGAUAACGUCCAGGAGUCUGGCUAUUACUGGUGUGCCAUUCAUAUUCCUGCAGCUUUUGAUAAACGGGCGUGGUUUUUCUUGAACGUCGCAGCAGAGUCUCCCAAACUUCUCGUGAACUCUCAGAAUGUGACGGGAUCUGAGAAUGGCAGUGUUACCAUCACCUGCUACCAUCAGGAGCACAGUAGUGUAAAAUGGUGUAAGUUUGGAGGUCAGUGCAUUACCGGAGCGUCUGGGACGUUAGACGGCGCCUCGGUUGAGAUCAGAUACGGUCUGAGAAACAUGACUGUGAGCAUGAGCCGACUGAAGAAGGAGAACAUGGGAUGGUACUGGUGCUCAGCAGAAGAUCUGCAGAUGCCUGUUCAUAUCACUGUGGAUCAGAAGAAGAGCCACAAGAGUCCGGUUACAGCAGAGUCUGGUCAGAUCUCACCCAGACCUCGCAAAAGGACGGCUAUCUUAUUUCUGUUGCCUGUGAUUCUGGAGAUUCUCCUGAUGAUAAUCAUUUACUUGGCACUGAAACUGUUUAAGUUUUGCAAAAAGAGAUUCGUCCAGUCUGAGGGUGAAGCAGAGGAGGGUCAGUAUGUGACGAUGCACAGAAAGCAGUCGUCGCGUUCAUAUGGCUGUGUUGCUGCUGAAGGAGUGUAUGAAAAUAUGGCUGGACUCAAAACAAACAAUGAGAUUCCUGCUUCCAGUCAUAAAUCCACCGAUCCGGCUUUGGUCAAAAAAAGUAAUUUAUCAAAUGUGUCUCCGAGAGAAGCGGGUAAUGAGAACAUUAUGAAGACGUGACUGCCUGUUGUUCGUGUGUGUGUGUGUGUGUGUGUGUGUGUGUGUGUGUGUGUAAUGACAGACUGAUUCCUCACGGGGGCCUCAGAGACGUUCAUCACCAGCGUCACAGUAACUCUGUGUGUGCUUCAGUAUGACCUGUGAUCACCAUCACUCUGUCUGUAGAUAUUUAAUAAAUCAUGUACUGUUCUGAGUGUAGUUUAAUUCGUCGUGUGUUGAUUAAGCAUGAUUCACAGCCAGAUCUCUCCUACGCGUGAUGAUUCUUUAUAAAUCACUGAAUGAUGUACAGUGUGACGAGUUCAUCUGCACUUUACACCUCAUGAAGAAAAUGUGGUGAUAACAGCAGUUUUACUGUGUAAGUCAGAGCAUUAGUAUUUGCACCCUUGUGAAAGAGAUGUGCACUUAACUGUACUGAAUGAGCACCUGUAGUGGACUUCAGAUCUUAAAAAACUGAAUAAUAUUAAUGAAAUAAAAACACACUUAAAUGACUUAAAGAGAGACUUUCAUUACUGUUUCUUAAUACACUUAAGUAGACUUUUAAAUAGUGACCUUUGUAAUAAUGUCAACUGAAAAGUUUGACUUUAAAGUACAUUAUAUUUGAAUAAUCUUUUAUUGUGCUUUAAGACAUACACUUAUUUUGAUGAGCAUUGUUAUCAGACUCGUAUGUGUAGGUUUAUGGAAUUAGAUUUGUGCCAAAUAAAAUGAAUGUAAUUUUUCAAGAAACGUAUGAAAAUAUCAAGUGAAACUGAAUAACAUGUCUUUGAAACUAAAAAAUAAAUAAAUU